Messenger RNA from Medioppia subpectinata, 312 nucleotides. Lineage: Eukaryota; Metazoa; Arthropoda; Arachnida; Sarcoptiformes; Oppiidae. The record is from the annotation of a GenBank genome assembly.
AUGUUGUGGAUCACAUUAGCUGAACGGCACAUCCAGACGCGUCAAAUCAAUUGGUCAAUCACUUCACGAUUUUGCUUCAAUGAGAAAGAAAAUCCCGACGACGAGGCACUCGGCGUACAGAUCGUAAAGGACCUCCACAGAACCGGAUGUAGUCUUUUCAGUGGCGAAGAAUCCGAUAACCAGGCGCUCCUCAAACAAGUACUACUGGCGUACGCGCGUUGGAAUAAAUCGGUUGGUUACUGUCAGGGCUUUAAUAUGUUGGCCGCUAUUAUACUGAAGGUUAUGGAAGGAGAUGUCGACGACUCACUUAAG